Messenger RNA from Dermatophagoides farinae (American house dust mite), 1286 nucleotides. RefSeq names its product ribosome biogenesis regulatory protein homolog. Gene Ontology annotation, cellular component: nucleolus; preribosome, large subunit precursor; nucleus. Gene Ontology annotation, biological process: endonucleolytic cleavage in ITS1 to separate SSU-rRNA from 5.8S rRNA and LSU-rRNA from tricistronic rRNA transcript (SSU-rRNA, 5.8S rRNA, LSU-rRNA); ribosome biogenesis; ribosomal large subunit biogenesis. Gene Ontology annotation, molecular function: protein binding. Lineage: Eukaryota; Metazoa; Arthropoda; Arachnida; Sarcoptiformes; Pyroglyphidae. The record is from RefSeq and is a predicted model, not a curated record.
UCGAUAGUAUUCUAAACACGUGUUAUUUUUUAAAAAUAUAUUUAAAGUCAUAUCAAUAUCAAUCAUUAUCAAUUUUUGUAAAAUUUAAAUUGUAAAAAUGGUUUCUAUUGAAGGUAUAUUGAAAAAAGCCUCAGACCAAGAGGAGAAAGCUCAACAAUUAGUUACUGUUGAUUCGAAACAAAUCGAUUUAACCUAUGACUUGGCACAUCUUGCUGCAUUUGAUCCGAAUAUAUUGGAUUUACAAUCUCUCAAGUCUGAAAAACGUGAAGAAUAUAUUAAAUCAUUAACCAGAGACAAUACACAACUUGUUUUGAACCAGAUUUGGAAUUUGGAGACAAAACGUGUUGAUAAUGUAAUAACUGCAGUGUUACCUAAACAAGCAGUCUAUAACCUACCGCGAACUAAACCAAUUCCUAAACCUAAACCUCCCACUAAAUGGGAACUUUUUGCUCGUUCUAAAGGUAUUACCAAAAAGAAAAAGGAACGAAUGGUUUGGGAUGAAGUUACCAAACAAUGGCGUCCACGUUUCGGUUAUCGUUCGAUUGCUCAACAAAAACAAGAAAAUGAAUGGAUGAUUGAAGUACCUGAUCAGGCAAAUCCUAACGAAGAUUAUUUCGCUAAACGAUCCGAAGAACGAAAUGAACGUGUUGCUAAGAAUGAAUUACAACGACUUCGAAAUAUCUCAAGAAAUCUAAAAUUACGAUUACCUGGAACAUCUGGUAUCCUACCAAAUCUUGACUCCAAUAACAAAACGGAUCAAUUGAUUAAUGCCAAAAAUUUGACCCAAAAAUCUAAUGCAUCUAUGGGUAAAUUUUUUAAAGUUGAUUCACCAAAAGAAUCAACACCGAGAAAGACUACCGGAGAGAAGAGAAAAUUCGAAUCAAAUUUCAAAUCCGAUCUACAAGAUGAAAAGCAAAAAAAUAUUGAAUUAAUGAACAAGGUUUUGGCCACACAGAAGCGUCAAUCUGCUGAUAGGAAUGCCAUGGAACAUCAAACAAAUAAAACAUUGAAACAGAUGAAUAAGCGAUUGAAUAUAGUUUCGCAACAAAAACGCACCAACACUGAUAAUGAGGAAAAUGGACCAAAAUCGAAUGCCAAAAAAGGACCUAAAGGAAACAAAACAAAUAAAGGAAUCAAAAAAGCCAGAUUGAAACAAAGUAAAAAAGUCGGCAAUCGAAAAAAGGGAAAAUAGAUACAAAAUCUCUUACAUGUCUUCUUUUCAAUUGAAUCUAUAUUUCUUAUUUUUCGAAUGUUCAUUAAUUUUCGAAUAAAAAGAGUGUGAUGAA